Ananas comosus (pineapple) is the source of this 975-nucleotide messenger RNA. Its product is annotated as basic blue protein-like. Gene Ontology annotation, cellular component: plasma membrane. The record is from RefSeq and is a predicted model, not a curated record. Lineage: Eukaryota; Viridiplantae; Streptophyta; Magnoliopsida; Poales; Bromeliaceae. Gene Ontology annotation, molecular function: electron transfer activity. The transcript is spliced from 2 exons. Bases 243 to 632 code for a protein of 129 amino acids.
UCUUAAUUAACUACUAUGAUUUAAACUCCCAGUACUAAUAACUGCCCAGGAUCAAGAAGCUCUUUGGCCUCAUUCCUCCUCGAUCUCCUCUCUCUUUUUAUCUUUAUAAGAUCUAGUCCACUCCGGUGUUAGUUAAUUGCACCAUAUAUAUACGUACACCCUCUUUUUAAUUAAGAACACGUGUAGUAGUACUCUCUCUCGCUCUCUCUCUCUUUCUCUUUCUCUUGUCAAAGUAAAGAGUGAUGAUGGGUCAGGGAAGAAGCAGCAGUGUAGCUCAAGCAAUGGCCACUCUUCUUCUGGCUCUCCUGUGCCUUCUUCUCAACAGCGGGGUCUCGAACGCAGCCACCUACACCGUCGGCGGCAGCAAUGGAUGGGCCGUCGGCGUCACGAGCUGGCCCAACGGAAAGAAGUUUCAGGCCGGCGACGUGCUCGUUUUCAACUACAGCCCUUCGACCCACAACGUGGUCCAAGUCGGUGCCGCAGGCUACAGCGGAUGCAGCGCUCCGAGCGGGGCGAAAGUCUUCAAUUCGGGAAGCGACCGUGUCACUCUCAGCAGCGGGACCACGUACUUCAUCUGCAGCUUGGCCAGCCAUUGCCAGUCAGGGAUGAAGCUUGCUGUCACGGCCACCUAAUUAAUUACAAGGAUAAUAUAAUCUUUGAUUGAUCAGUCGGAGCUUAUAAACAUAUAUAAAUAAAAGGAAUAUAUAUGUAUGCAUGGUUAUUUAUGCCUAGCUAGCUAGCUAGCUAGCUAGUAGAAGUGCUUAUUAUAUAUAUAUAUAUAUAUAUUUAUAUAUAUGUGUGUGUGUGUGAGGAAUUAAUAUUAUGUAUAAUAAGUUGGUCUGUGUGAUGUUGUUUGUUGAUCUCUUAUAUAUCCUUCAUAUGGAAGGUUUAAUUGUCACACUAUGAAUUAAUUGGUACUCUUCGAUCAGUAUUAAUUAAAUAUAUAUACCAGAGAUGCAUGGUUUGAAGUAUGAA